Daldinia vernicosa is the source of this 981-nucleotide messenger RNA. RefSeq lists its product as uncharacterized. The transcript is spliced from 5 exons. Lineage: Eukaryota; Fungi; Ascomycota; Sordariomycetes; Xylariales; Hypoxylaceae. Bases 1 to 981 code for a protein of 326 amino acids. The record is from RefSeq and is a predicted model, not a curated record.
AUGAAGCUUCGGAGCUCCUUAGCCGCUGCGGCGGCAGCGAUGGUGACGUUUUUGGAUGUUGCACAGGCCCAUUGCUAUAUCUACUCCGUCUACGUCAAUGGUGUUGAUAGCGGUACCUUCUCGGGGAUCCGUACACCGGCAUACAACGGACCGCCACCAUACGGCUUUGCUAAUGGCCCUGUCAAAGACCUCGACAGCAUUGACCUGCGAUGCAACGUAUUGGGUGAUCACCAGGUACCACAUACUAUCCAAAUGACGCCCGGGGAUAACCUCACGAUGGAAUGGCACCAUGAUGCCCGCACGGCUACCGACGACAUCAUCGCAUCUUCACAUCACGGCCCUGCGAUGGUAUAUCUCAGCCCGGACCCACCCGGCGAGAACUCCUUCGUCAAGAUCUGGGAAGAGGGUAAAUUCGCUGAAGGAGAGGGCCCUAGAGCUCCAGGGAAAUGGGCAACCACGGCUGAUAUUGCCGCCAACGGAGGCAAGAUGAACGUGCGGAUCCCUAAGGGGCUCAAAGCUGGAUUUUACCUCAUUAGAGCCGAGAUGAUUGGUCUUCAUGAGGCUGAGGUCAGCUACCAGAAGAACCCUAUCCGCGGGGCGCAGUUCUAUCCAAACUGCAUCCAAAUAGAAGUUCUAGGCGACGGCGAUGUGACACUACCCGAAGGUGUCAGUUUUCCAGGAGCUUACAAAUGGGAUGACCCCGGCAUUAUCUACGAUGUCUACUGCUCGACGAAGACCACGACCACUGCCCCCUGUACCACGACUUAUCAGAUCCCAGGCCCGACUGUAUGGUCUGGUGCAUGGCCUGAUACUCCAUCGGUUGAGCUCGGCGCUAUGACGGGAGUUACGAAGGUUACGAGCUGGAACACGUGGAUUGUGAAAUCAGUUGUCACGUCGGCAUCAGCCGGACAGGUCUUGGGCACGUCGACUUACCAGGCUCAGUGGUCGUCUACUUAUCAUGCGCCUACCCCAACUGCAUAG